Molecule: messenger RNA, 680 nt
Organism: Paramecium octaurelia
Lineage: Eukaryota; Ciliophora; Oligohymenophorea; Peniculida; Parameciidae
Source: the annotation of a GenBank genome assembly
AUGGUAAAAGAAUAAAAACCAAGUAAAAUAACAAAUAAACAUAGAAAUAUACAGGACUGAAAAUAAAUUUGAUACUUAUAUGACAAAGGAUGCAUUUUGUAAAUUUAUUUCAGAUGAGUUAAUUGCCAAAGAUGGAUUGAAAGAAAACUUUUAAUUUCAGAAUUACAAAGUAAUUUUUGGUUUGUUUAUGAUUGUAAAUGUAAUCUAUUCACAUUAUCACUACAUCCCAUAUCCUCAAGAUUACUAUAUAUUGAUAGCUUGCAUCAUAUUGUAAAUUUGAUUAUACACGUGUAUUAGUUAUUAUGUAUCUACAUACAUCUAUUAAUGGUUUGAGAAAGUCAAAGAAGGAGAUAUUUUUAUACUCUAUGAUGUAAUAAUAUUAAAUAAUUGUCAGGACAAGAAAACCAGAAAGACUUUUGGAUUUGGAGCAUCAUAAGAAUUAUAUUAGAGAUUUGUUGUUUUAAGAAUUUAUAGUAUGCCACAUAAAGCCUUAGUAAAUAGAUAAUAGAUUAAUAAUUCUAGUUAGUUGAGCGUAAAAUUGACAGUGCUGAAUAUCUUGAUGUGAAAGGUUAUAUUGUCCAACCAAAGAUGAGAAGUCUUAUAAAUGAGUUGUUACAAGAGGCAAAUAAGAAAUGAUCAUUUGUUAUUGUUAUCAUUAUAAGAAAAUGUGUAUAAAUAAG